AAAUUUGACGUGUGACAUUUGACUAAAAUUGACUUUGACACACGAAUGAAAUAGAAUUUUGUUGUGUCAUUUUUGAUUUUAUUCAGAAAGUAACAAAAGUUUACCUAAAAUGCCGAUUGAAAAUUUGGAAGAUCAAGGUUUAGAAAAGAACCCAGACCUAGAGCUGCCUCACUACAAGUUUCUCCUAACGCUCCCGGAAUAUCGCAGCGACCGGAAUGUCCAUUCGAAGAUCACAGAGGCCAUCAAGAAGGAUGAUAUGGCCCCAUGGUAUGAGCUCCUUUGCAAAGAAGUAGGCUGGAAGUUAGACGCCGCCUUGCUGAAGACCCUCAAAGCCAAGAACGCCGAAAAGGUCAAGCUUCUGGACGAGGCCAUCGAAGAUGCGGAGAAGAACUUGGGAGAGAUGGAGGUGCGGGAGGCUUAUUUGCGUAAAGCGGAGUUUUACAGCAGAAUCGGCGACAAAGAGAACGCCGUGAGCACUUUCAGGCAGACCUACGAUAAAACAGUGUCUUUGGGCCACCGUUUGGACAUCAUUUUCCACUUAAUCAGAAUAGGCUUGUUCUUCAUGGACCACGACCUUAUCACGAGGAAUAUCGACAAAGCGAAGACCCUUAUCGAAGAAGGAGGCGAUUGGGACCGGAGGAACCGAUUAAAAGUCUACCAAGGUGCUUACUGCAUGUCGGUGAGAGACUUCAAAACUGCCGCUAACCUAUUUUUGGACACCGUGAGCACCUUCACCUCCUACGAGCUCAUGGACUACAAGGCUUUUGUCAGAUACGCCGUCUACACCUCCAUAAUCAGCCUGCCGCGGAACCAACUUAGAGAUAAAGUAAUAAAAGGCUCGGAGAUACUUGAGGUCCUUCAUUCCGAGCCGUUCGUUAAAGACUACCUGUUCUCGUUGUACAACUGCCAGUACGCCGAGUUCUUCUCGAAUUUGGCAGAGGUCGAGACGAUCCUGAGGAAGGACUACUUCAUGAAUCCCCAUUACCGGUAUUACGUCAGGGAAAUGAAGAUUUCGGCCUACACGCAGCUGCUGGAGUCCUAUCGAUCGCUCACGUUGCAAUACAUGGCGGAAGCUUUCGGGGUUACCAUCGAGUACAUCGAUAAGGAGUUGUCGACUUUCAUCGCUGCUGGAAGGCUGCAUUGCAAAAUCGAUCGGGUCGGAGGCAUCGUGGAGACUAACAGGCCGGAUUUGAAGAAUGCCCAGUUCAAUUCCGUCGUGAAACAAGGGGAUUUGUUGCUUAAUCGAGUUCAGAAACUCUCCAGAGUUAUUAAUAUUUAGAUUACUUCUCGUAUUUAUGUAUUUUUUAGAAGUGAAUAAAUGUAAAAUAUUUAGUUGGGUUCUUAUUUAUAAUUUUUUAUAUAUUUUUUUAAUUAAUCGAUUUGUAAUUUGUAGUAAAAUAAUAAAGUAAUAAUAGUAUUUUACAGUAUAAA
This is a messenger RNA of Phyllotreta striolata, 1431 nucleotides long. Lineage: Eukaryota; Metazoa; Arthropoda; Insecta; Coleoptera; Chrysomelidae. The record is from the annotation of a GenBank genome assembly.